CCGGACGUACUCGUGUUUUGUUGCUAAAUAAGCUGCUGGAGUGACCUCUGUGCGGUUGUUAUACGUGGUCGUGAUCUGUUAAUAUUAUCUUUGUACAAGCAACCGAUUCUGGAGGCUAGCGCUGUAGCUAACCGUGGAAUAACAUUAAGUAUAUAUAUAUAGGUUGCUCGUAGUCGUUACCAGUAACAAAAUGCUAAAUAAAAAAUCGACUAGUAGGGAAAAGAAGAGGAAAAAUGCACAUUCGGAAGAGCAGCAUGUUGACAGAAGACGAAAGUGUACAGAAUCAAGCGUGGAGGACUCGAAGUGUGAACAUGCAGAUCAGGAGUUGGACGAGCCUGGCAGCAACACUGAGGAGGGAGGACUGGACCUUAGUGUGCCCUUUAAACCCAUCAGUGCUUAUGUGACAGACCGGCGCGAGAUGUUGGACCAGUGCUUCCGUGUGCUGGGAGAGAGCAAGCUGCAAACGAUGCUGCCCGAUGAACUCAAGAGCUGUAGCCUGGACGAGAUCAAGACGUUGUGUCAGGAGCAACUGGAGCAGCUGUCUCAAAGCCACCUUCUCCAGAUCCUUGAGGGUCGAGAGUUGACGGGGUCAUCUGGAGAAGAAGGGAGGAAGAAAACAGGAUCCAUUGACAGCCAGCAGGACAAUAAUGUGGAUUCCACAUCGUCCCUCAAAGAGAGCCCUGAAGUGGAGGAUCUUAAGCAAGCUGACUGCCAUGUCACUCUGUCAGCAGAGGGCGGGGUCUCUGAGGAGAGCGACGUCCUCAGCAUCAACGCCGACACUUACGACAGCGACAUCGAGGGCCACAAAGACGAGCCGCCGGAGAAGGCCGAGGAAGCUGCUCGGGCGGCGGAAGCGACCGCCGCGGCCGGCGUCUUUCCCGCCCGGACCGGAGUCCCCGCCGCCUCGGAACCCGCUGCGGACAAGCCCUCGGAACCCGCUGCGGACAAGCCCUCGGAACCCAAGAAAGAGCUGCAGAAGGACAUAGACAGAAGCGUCAGCGAGAUCCUGGCAUUAGCAACGACGCCAAACCCAGAAGAGGCGGAGACGCGGACGUUUCCACCAUUAUCCGCGGCUCCAGAGGUGCCCUUGUUGCUGAUGAGUGUCCCCGCGCCAAGUGCACCUGUCCCCAGCCCGGCACCAGGCUUAAGUCAGCCUUCGGCUCAGCAGCUGGAGCUUCUGGAGCUUGAAAUGAGAGCAAGAGCUAUUAAAGCUCUGAUGAAAGCAAACGAUGUGAAGAAACGGGCCUGAAAAGGAGUAGGCUCUUUAAGACUGGUUAUUUAAGAUUUCUGAAGGUUUAAUUUUCAAUCUGGGUAUUGUUUAGGAGUCACCUGUUCUUGUUUUAAGGAUUACUGAGUAAAGUUAAAUUCCCCCCCCCCUCUACGCAGCAAGCUUUGUACUUAUUAAGAGAAAAAACACGUUUUGCAUUGAAUUCUCUAUCGGAUACCGUGCCUAAUGAAGCUCCUCCAGCUGCCAGAUCUUGCUGUCUUAAUCUAAAAUACAAGUUUUUCUAGUUGUCUGGAUUUAUUACCACAAAAAGAAAUGAUAGAUAACACUGACUGAAAGAAAAGCAAUAUCCCCUAUUUACUCAGUUGUUAAAAUACAAUUAAACAAGAGUCAUAGCUGUGAAUGCAUUAUCUCCGAGGUGUAUCUGCAUUAUCUCCGAGGUGUAAAGACAUGCCAGUCAGAUGUAUUUUGUAUUUUUUUUUUCUAUU
This is a messenger RNA of Esox lucius (northern pike), 1713 nucleotides long. RefSeq names its product caspase activity and apoptosis inhibitor 1. NCBI's taxonomy places the organism in Eukaryota, Metazoa, Chordata, Actinopteri, Esociformes, Esocidae. Bases 191 to 1249 code for a protein of 352 amino acids. The record is from RefSeq and is a predicted model, not a curated record. The transcript is spliced from 6 exons.